Pelagomonas calceolata is the source of this 1236-nucleotide messenger RNA. The record is from the annotation of a GenBank genome assembly. Lineage: Eukaryota; Pelagophyceae; Pelagomonadales; Pelagomonadaceae.
CGUGCCUGUACAGUGUGCCUGUACGCAUCGCUCCAGGAGAUUCUCAGACACCGGAUCGUGGUCGUCUCAACUGCACGUCGCUGCUGCACCCAACGCCAUCGCCGCGACAGCGUGCGGCACCGCUGCACUGCCGGUGUCAAGCUGCAGCCAUGGCGGACGUGCAGCCAACACAACAACCCAAAAAGCGUCCCAAGAAACCGCCGCCCGCGACGGAACGCGCCGACCUCGCGACGCUCUACUGUUUGCAAGCCACCGCUCGCUGCGCUCUAGAUGGCUGCGCGGUCUGCGCGCACCGGAUCUGCCAGCACGGCGCGCCCGGCCGGCCGCUGCCGCCUCCACAAAGACCCGAGAGCUGUCCUAGGGUCGUAGAUGAGAGUCCCGGACCGGAUUUAGGACAGCUGUACGGCGGCUGUCGCGUCCUUACCGUGGGUGACGGAGAUUUAUCCUUCUCCGUGGCGCUGGCCGAGCGCGGCGAGUGUGCGUCGUUGACCGCGUCCACGCUAGAACCGGACCUGGAGACUUUGCAACGAGAGUACGAUGGUUUGGAUGUGCGCGGCCACGCGAGGCGCAUCGACGACGUGAGGUACGGCGUCGACGCGCGGCGCCUCUCAUUUGAUGAAAGUUUCGACCGCAUCGUCUUCAACUUCCCGUGCCUGCCCGUCUCUGAUGGAAAAGACGGGAACUCGGAAGGUUCCGGGAAGGCGGACGCUUCGGCCAUCGAAGAAAACAAGGCAUUAGUACGGGCCUUCGUGCGCUCAGCAGUGCCGCUGCUCGCGCCGGGCGGCGAGAUUCAUGUAGCGCACAAGACCAAGGAGCCGUUCAGUUGGUGGGGCUUCCCGUGUUUGGUCUCUCAUGCUCUCCUGACGUACCGCGGCGCGCUCGUCUUCGACCGCGCCGCCUACCAGCCGUACGCGAAUCGCAAGGCGCGCGACCGCAAAUCAUUCUCUGCUAUCGACGCGGUCGUGUACGUCUACGCGCGGGACGGCGCCGGCGCGCCGCCGACGCUGCCUCCUCUCGCGUCGUCGAACGGGGCGCCGUCACCAUUCUACGAGGGCGCCUUGCCACCCGCGCGGGAUGUCGUGACGUCGCGGCGCGUUUGUCGAGUUGUGCGCCUCGACGCGGAGCUGAUGGCGCGCGUCCGCGAAGCCUCUUUGGCUGCGGCUUCGGCGUCGUCGCGGAAGAAGCGGCGGAAGAAGCGGUGACGAGACGAGCUUUUUUGUUGUAAUUUUGAUGUGA